Zophobas morio is the source of this 1221-nucleotide messenger RNA. RefSeq names its product probable serine hydrolase. The record is from RefSeq and is a predicted model, not a curated record. The coding region runs from base 20 to 1072 and encodes 350 amino acids. The transcript has 2 exons. Lineage: Eukaryota; Metazoa; Arthropoda; Insecta; Coleoptera; Tenebrionidae.
UAUUGUUACAAACACAGUAAUGUUUCGCCAAGGUAGACUUUUACUCAGUACUAUCGUAAAACCGAGCUUUAAAAACUCCUCUAAUUUUCGGUCUUCGAAUGGUAAACAAAUAAAUUGCGCGGAAAUUAAAAUUCCAGUACCAUGGGGCCACGUAGCCGGUAAAUGGUGGGGUCCGACGGAUAUCCGACCCAUUUUAGCCAUCCAUGGCUGGCAAGAUAACUGCGGCACUUUCAACAGAUUGCUUCCUUUAAUCACCCAAGACGUGGGUUUCUUAGCUAUAGAUCUCCCAGGCCAUGGUUACUCUUCGCAUAUUCCUGACGGCUUUUACUACCAUAACAUAAAUUACAUGAUUCUAGUACAACGCUUGGUAAAUUAUUUCAAAUGGCCGCAAGUAUCGUUAUUGGCUCAUUCUCUAGGCGGCAGUAUCGCGUUUUUGUACGCCAUAAUAAACCCCCAAAAUGUAGAUCUUUUAAUUUGCUUGGACCAUGUCAAGCCGUUCAUUAAAAACAAGAUUAUCAGUACCAACUCAAAAACAAUUUCGAAAUUCCUGCAAUACGAAGAACUUGAAAGACAAAAUAUAGAACCUCCUGCUUAUACCAUGGAAGAAAUUAAACAGAAAAUUUCCAGCUCACUUGGUGGUUCAGUUGCCUAUGAACACAGCCACCACUUGGCUGAACGUAAUGUUGCUCCCUCAAAGAGUCAACCCGGAAAGUACUACUUUACGAGAGAUCCGAGAUUAAAAGAAACCGAAUUAAUUAACUGGAGACAGGAGGACUUGGUAUCUGGUGCCCGACGGGUACGAUGUCCUGUUUUUAUUGCAAAAGCUAUAGAUGGGAUUUGCUUUGAAGAAGCGAAGAACGUUCAUGAAGUUGUAGACGCUCUCAAAGAAAGUGGUAACUGUGAGUUACAUACACUGGAAGGAACACAUCAUUUUCAUCUCAAUAAUCCUGAAGUACUGGCUGGAUUGAUUAAAAAGUUUCUGGAACAACAUAGAUCGGAUAGAAGUGUGGGUGGAAUCAAGGGGGAAAUGAUUGUGAGCGGCAGACACAAACUGCAGGAGUUGCAUUUUUAAAAUUAAAGUUUAAGUACCUAUUCAAUAAAUGUUUGUAAUUUUUUGCUUGGAUAAAGUUUUUUUUUUAAACUUUGGUGUCAUGUGUAGAACAAAAUAUACCUGUCAUAGUUGUACACCUCAUAUUUCAGUCAAUAAAUCGUGCGAAAUAA